This is a messenger RNA of Anoplopoma fimbria (sablefish), 8530 nucleotides long. RefSeq names its product microtubule associated serine/threonine kinase 2 (gene mast2). Gene Ontology annotation, molecular function: magnesium ion binding; protein serine/threonine kinase activity; ATP binding. The transcript has 32 exons. The coding region runs from base 756 to 6791 and encodes 2011 amino acids. Gene Ontology annotation, biological process: peptidyl-serine phosphorylation; intracellular signal transduction. NCBI's taxonomy places the organism in Eukaryota, Metazoa, Chordata, Actinopteri, Perciformes, Anoplopomatidae. The record is from RefSeq and is a predicted model, not a curated record. Gene Ontology annotation, cellular component: microtubule cytoskeleton.
UCUACACACGGAGCUGAACCUUUUUUUUUAUCUGGUGAUGGAAGAACCACCGAAGAAGACAUUUGCUGCGGGAUAAAACUCGCAGUGCUCCGGUGUGAAUCUCCUGGACGCGUCCUCCGGGAGAGGAGACCGACCUGCCCUGUGGGUGUCGCGGUGUUCCCGUGCAGGUAGAGCGGCAGCAGGCAGCCUGGUUAGCCGCGCGGCUAGGAAGGUAGCUUUAGCACCGGACGCUAACGUCACUAACUAACGGACAAGUUGGGUUGGAUGCACGGUUGUCAGAGACGACAGCAGCCAGCAUGGAUGAUUUGUUACACCGCACAGGUUAAACUGUCAAUGUAAACCACCAUACGUGUUCCUGUUUUAAUUGCCCUCCAGGGUAAACUCGUGGCUGCUGCUGCUGCUUGAUUGACAGCUUGUCACAGCGAACGUUCCAGAUGUGCAGGCAGCGCGGACAGCUCGGGCUCUGGUAAAGUGGGCUAGCCGCCGCCGCAGGACUGGCUACCGACCAGGAAUGGCUGGCUGGUCGGAUCAAACUAUCGGGUGGACUCUUGACUCAACACAACUGCAUCAACAAGCGAUGAAUUUUCGCGAGGUGUCACUGAAGUCGACACCGGCCGAGCUGACACGUUGCUAGCCCGCUGACUGACCGACGUUACCGGGAGGAUACAGGCUGUCAAGGCGGGACAACCUACCCCCCCAACGCGCUCAGACAGAGAUAGUGUGUGUGUGUGUGUGUUUUUAUUAACAGAGAAGUAAUGAAGAGGACGGAGAAUAAAAACAAGAGGAAACUCUGUAACAUGGAGAGCGGGAGAGCUGAUGCGAAGGAGUUUGCAAUUCCACCUCCUCUCCUCUUCAGGAAGAUGAGUAACCCCGACCUGUCGCCCGCAGCGACCGCCGCUACCAAAUCCAAACUGCACCGACAGCUGAGCCAGGACGAAAGCUGGGCCCGACGCAGCAGCAUGGCCAUGACCGGUAAGCAGUUGCUGCCUUUGUCCAGCAGUCUGCACACCGGUGUGAGCCAGCUGGCCUGGCAGGGGCCGUCUGGAGGCAUUGGAGGGCCCGGGGCCACGGGGGGAAUGUCUGCAGGAGGAGGAGAGAACAACCUGGUCCGCAUGAGGAGCCAAUCCCUGGGGCAGUCUGCUCCGUCUCUCACCGGACUGAAGGAGCUGAGCCUUCCCAGAAGAGGCAGUUUCUGUCGGACGAGCAACCGGAAGAGCCUGAUUGUGACAUCCAGCACCUCCCCCACCCUGCCACGACCACACUCACCUCUGCAUGGACACACAGGUACCAGCCCACUGGACAGCCCUCGCAACUUCUCCCCCAACACGGCCGCACACUUCUCCUUUGUUCCUGCACGCAGUCACGGACACAGGGCUGACAGGACGGAUGGCAGACGCUGGUCUCUGGCCUCGUUGCCUUCCUCCGGCUAUGGCACCAACACUCCCAGCUCCACUGUCUCGUCCUCCUGUUCAUCUCAGGAGAAGCUGCACCAGUUGCCCUUCCAGCCCACGCCGGACGAGCUGCACUUCCUCACCAAGCACUUCAGCUCAGAGAGCAUCACGGACGAGGAGGGCCGCCGCUCCCCCAACAUGAGACCGCGCUCCCGCAGCCUCAGCCCCGGGCGUUCGCCUAUCUCCUUCGACCAUGAGAUCGUGAUGAUGAACCAUGUGUACAAGGAGAGGUUUCCCAAGGCGACGGCUCAAAUGGAGGAGCGCCUGGCUGAGCUGCUCUGCGCCUCGGCCCCGGACAAGGUGUGCCCGCUGGCCGACGGGGUCCUGAGCUUCAUCCACCACCAGCUGAUAGAGCUGUCCAGAGACUGCCUGGUGAAAAGCAGAGAGGGCCUCAUCACCUCCCGCUACUUCUACGAGCUGCAGGAGAACCUGGAGAAGCUGCUGCAGGAUGCUCACGAGCGCUCAGAGAGUGUGGAGGUUACCUUCGUCACACAACUGGUCAGGAAGCUGAUGAUCAUCAUCGCCCGGCCGGCGCGUCUGCUGGAGUGUCUGGAGUUUGACCCUGAGGAGUUCUACCAUUUGUUGGAAGCAGCAGAGGGCCAUGCCAAGGAGGGCCAGGGCAUCAAGUCGGACAUCCCCCGAUACAUCAUCAGCCAGCUGGGCCUCACCAGGGACCCCCUGGAGGAAAUGGCCCAGCUGAGCAGCUAUGACAGCGGGAACCCAGAAACCCCAGAGACUGAUGACUCAGUGGACGGUCAAGGCACCCCAGUCCCAGCAGCUCCUCCACAGCCUAAAACCAAAGCACCUCGAGAGGAAGACUUUGAAAACAUCAAGCUCAUCAGCAACGGAGCCUACGGCACUGUGUUCCUGGUGCGUCACAAGGAGACCCGGCAGCGCUUCGCCAUGAAGAAGAUCAACAAGCAGAACCUGAUCCUGAGGAACCAGAUCCAGCAGGCUUUCGUGGAACGGGACAUCCUGACGUUCGCUGAGAACCCAUUUGUCGUCUCCAUGUUCUGUUCUUUCGAGACCAGGAGACACCUCUGCAUGGUGAUGGAGUACGUGGAGGGUGGAGACUGUGCCACGCUGCUGAAGAAUAUCGGAGCUUUGCCGGUCGACAUGGCCCGCAUGUACUUUGCAGAGACCGUCCUCGCGUUAGAGUAUCUUCACAACUAUGGCAUCGUACACAGAGACCUCAAACCUGACAAUCUUCUCAUCACCUCCAUGGGACACAUUAAGCUGACAGACUUCGGUCUCUCAAAGAUCGGUUUGAUGAGUUUGACCACAAACCUGUAUGAAGGACACAUAGAGAAGGACACCAGAGAGUUCCUCGAUAAACAGGUGUGCGGCACUCCAGAGUACAUCGCCCCAGAGGUGAUCCUGCGUCAGGGCUACGGGAAGCCGGUGGACUGGUGGGCCAUGGGAGUCAUCCUGUACGAGUUCCUGGUGGGCUGUGCUCCUUUCUUCGGAGACACACCAGAGGAGCUGUUUGGUCAGGUCAUCAGUGAUGAGAUCAUCUGGCCGGAGGAGGAAGAAGCUCUGCCUCAAGACGCUCAGGACCUCAUCUGUAAACUGCUGAGACAGAAUCCUCUGGAGAGACUGGGCACAGGAAGCGCCUUUGAGGUGAAGCAGCACUCGUUCUUCACAGAGCUGGACUGGAACAGCCUGCUGAGGCAGAAGGCCGAGUUCAUUCCCCAGCUGGAGUCUGAGGACGACACCAGCUACUUUGACACUCGUUCUGACCGGUACCACCAUCUAGAUUCAGAGGAAGAGGACGAUACCAACGAUGAUGAACAUGUGGAGAUCCGACAGUUCUCCUCCUGCUCACCUCGUUUCAGCAAGGUGUACAGCAGUAUGGAGCGUCUGUCUCUGCACGAGGAGAAGAGGACUCCUCCACCCACCAAACGCAGCCUCAGUGAGGAGGGAGGAGAUCGCAUCGACAGCCUGAGCGGACUCAAGUCCAGAGAUCGAUCCUGGCUGGUGGGAUCUCCAGAGAUCCUGCGGAAGCGUCUGUCUGUCUCGGAGUCGUCCCACACAGAGAGCGACUCCAGCCCACCACUGACCGUCCGGAGACGCUGCUGUUCAGCCAUCAUCGAGAUGCCCCGCUUCGCCAUCUCCUCAGAGGAAGAGGGAGGUCAAGCUGGAAGUCGUAAGAGUCCCAACCUGUUGGGUCCGAGUGCAGUGAGGGGCCCGCGGUGUGAGGAGCUGCCCCUCGCCAUCCCAGAGCUCCCAGUGGAGAGAGAACUGAGGCUGGAUGAGUCCCCCACCACACCGGGCUCCACCUGCAGUCCACUGAGCAAGGCCACGCUCACACAGGGUGGUUCAGGCGACGUGACUGACCGUGGUCCCAGAGUAAACGGCGGUGCCAGUGCAGCUGCUAAAGGUGCAGCAGACAGCGACUCUCCGUCCACUCCAAGAGCCAUCAGCGACCUGGCAGCUCGCCGGGCUCGCCAUCGGCUGCUGUCUGGGGAUGGAGACAAACACACGGCGACGCCAAGCUCCAGACCGCUCAACAAGGUCAUCAAGUCGGCGUCUGCCACCACACUAUCACUGAUGAUCCCUGCAGACCACCACGGAGCCUCUCCAUUGGCCAGCCCGAUGUCGCCCCACUCACUGUCGUCCAAUCCGUCGUCGCGGGACUCCUCUCCGAGCCGCGACCUUUCCCCUGCCGUGACAAGCGUCAAGCCCGCCAUCGUGAUCCACAGAGCGGGCAAGAAGUAUGGCUUCACCCUGAGGGCCAUCCGAGUGUACAUGGGAGACUCUGACAUCUACACUGUACACCACAUGGUCUGGCAUGUGGAGGAGGGUGGUCCGGCCCACGAUUCGGGGCUGAGGGAGGGAGACCUGAUCACCCAAGUCAACGGAGAGCCGGUUCACGGUCUGGUUCACACAGAGGUGGUGGAGCUCAUUCUGAAGAGUGGUGCCAAAGUCUCCAUCUCAGCCACCCCGUUUGAGAACACAACCAUCAAGGUGGGCCCCGCCCGAAAAACCAACAGCAAGUCCAAGAUGGCGAGACGAAACAAGAAGACCAAGACCAAGGAGGGACAGGACAGUAAGAAGAGGACGUCUCUGUUCAGGAAGAUCACCAAGCAGGCGUCUCUCCUCCACACCAGUCGCAGUUUGUCCUCUCUGAACCGCUCUCUCUCCUCUGGGGAGAGCGGCCCCGGCUCGCCCACACACAAUCUGUCACCACGGAGCCCGACGCAGGGCUACAGGUCCACACCAGACUCCGCCCACUCAGUUGGUGGAAAUUCAUCUCAGAGCAGCUCUCCCAGCUCCAGUGUACCAAACUCCCCGGCGAGCUCCGGCCACAUCAGGCCCAGCUCCCUGCACGGCCUCGCCCCGAAGCUCCAGCGCCAGUACCGCUCCCCCCGACGCAAGUCUGCCGGCAACAUCCCCCUCUCCCCUCUGGCUCGCACCCCUUCCCCCACCCCUCAGAGCUCCUCCCCACAGCGCUCACCCUCCCCUCUGCCCGGCCACGCUCUGGCUCAGUCUGCGGUGGGUCAGUCGUUUCCCGUGAAGCUCCACUCCUCCCCACCCCUGGUGAGGCAGAUAUCCAGGCCUAAGAGUGCAGAGCCUCCACGGUCUCCACUCCUCAAGAGGGUGCAGUCCGCUGAGAAACUGGCCUCCUCACUCUCCAACCCGCCCUCAUCUCCCUCUGGGGUGGCAGCGCAGGGAACGACUGUGGGGAGCCGUAAACACAGUCUGGACAUCUCGCAUUCUGAGUUUAAGAAGGAGAUUCUGCAGAGAGAGCCGAGCCUACAGAGCCUUCAGGAGUCAGCCAGCGAGGGUCUGCUGUCCUCGGCUGGACGCAGCGUGGAGACGGGCAGCCUACAGAAACACUCCUCCUCAUCCAGGAAGUUAGGGCGUCAGGAAGGGGACGGCGCCCUCGGCACCGUGUCCGGCUCGCUGGGCCUGGCCCCCGGUAAGAGCAAGCUGAAGGACAAACUGUCCGCCAUCCGGCAGGACAGAGCCGAGCGGAGGGAGUCGCUACAGAAGCAAGACGCCAUCCACGAGGUCGAUUCAUCCGAGGACGAGACGGAUGAGGGCUCGGAGGACAGCCAGGACGGACGCAGGGGCGCGACUUAUACCACUCCUCCACUGCUGAGGCCCACCACUGUGAGAACGGGCCCCGGAGGCACCCUGCCCUCCCUCUGCCUCUCCCCCUGCACCCCUCAUGCCACCUUCACCCACACAGGGCCCACCCAGAUAGGCAGGCCCACUCCCUCGCACACCCUACCUUCUGUUGCAGAAACAAAGCCUGAUCAGAGCACCUCCCCUCUGGGAGUAAAAUAUGCAAGGUCUGCUUCAUCUACAGAAGACAGUGCAAAACAAGAGAGGAAGGUUCUAGAACCGAGAGGUACCACAAAACCCACUCAGGGCCCCCUACCCUUCUCCACUCCAGGCAGUGCAUUCAUCUCAGUCAGCAAGGAGACUUUCCUCAAGCCAGCUCCUCCACCCGACUCAAAGAGUAUCGUGGGGAAGUCUGCGCCAUCAGAGCCCAGGGCAGAGAACCACACCCUGGACAGCCCUAGAACCACAGUCGCCUCCCCCACGAUCACCACAAAUACUACCGACUCCAGAACCAACACAAAUAGCACAGACUCCAAAGCUGCAGACUGCCGAACUCCUGACAGCCAAGAGUCGCCCCGCGCCUCCUGCUCCUCUCCUGGCAUCCCCAAGGAGAAGAAGGAGGCCGACAACCGGAGACUCUGUGCUGCGGCCGUUGUGAGUCUAAGUGCGUCUCCUUUGUCCACUUCUGGCUCCAGCUCCAGUUCCAGCUCCCCGGUUCCGGCCCUCGAGAGUGCUGUGGAGAAAGUUGUGUCCCAGCUUGCGACAGUAGCUAAGAGCGUUCUGGGUCCCGUCAAACUGAGCACCGCCUCAGACAAGAGCCAGAAGGACCAGAAACCAUCCAUAGGUGGCAUCCCAGAAGGCACACCAACUGGCCCCCUAUUAUUUCCCUCUAAACAGCUCCCAACCGCUCAGUCCCCUCACCUUUUGGAGUCCCAAACAAGACAGAAAACUGAGCAAGUUGCCUCAACUACCACCUCACUGAGUUCGACCAAACCCUCUACCCUGAAAGACUUUGCAGCCCUGCCGCCGUCGUCCCGCAAAGACGUCCCAGAAUGGCCCACUUCAGGGUCUGCAUGCAGGGAGAACAAUGCUACGUCUGCGUCUGUACAGCGGCCGGUUGCAGCAGCCGCUAAGCCUGCCCUCAACACCCACCCCUGCUCCACUGCAGCAUCUGAGCCACAGCGCAAGAGGUCCGAACCCCAGACGACAACUGCCAACGCCGUGUCCACCUCCGCGCAACAAGACAAAGCAACCAGCAAGAAGACGUAGCACCGAAAGAGCAAAGUACCAGAACAAAAUGUACAGAUAACAUCACCUUAGUGCUGGCUUGCGGUUUAAGAACGCACAUAAAACUGCAUGUUCGGAAGAAAACAUAGUAGUAACUCGGCACUAAUCAGAGACUUUCAAAGUAAAAGAAAGGCGUAGAGAGAGACGCAGAGGGAGAAGGAGAGCUCUCAGAAGCAGAGACAGAUGUGGUAAUCCUAGUUCCAUUCCAGCUGUUCUGUGCUCUUCAUGUUCAUGUGAGUUAUUUUGGUGUCCUGACUAUUUGGUUCCUGCUUUCAGACUAAAUGCUGCGAGGGGUUGGCGUUUAAUUUUUUUUCUCUUUCUGCAAACAUGUUUGGGGCUAGAAAUAAAGAGCUCAGUGGUCCGUGCACAUCCAAUAUAAAACCCAGACACUUUACACAUACCUUUCUCGCUCACGAUUCCGCUGGCGCUGCCUCAUUACCUUUCACCUUGAUGUUUGGCAGAGCCUGCACGCAUGCAUGUUCCUCAAACAGAUCAGGGGUACGCCUUAUUGAACACACACUUCUCCUCCCGCCCCCUCCUUGCCCAACAGUAUAGAAGAAGAUUGUAUCUCAGCAAUAAAGUGCAGCGUAUGUUUAGCAAUCUGUGUAAACGCAUUACAGUGUUUUUAAUAGGACUAAAUCUGCACCGUCAUUGUACACUCAGCACCCAGCUAACUGGGACAAAUUAAAUUCUCCUCUUCGCCGUAGUCCCUGCUGAUCUGACGCUGCAGGCCUGCAGAAGGGGAGAUGAAUUCCCUGAGCUCAGAUCCCAGAUGUGGUUCGGUGAUUUGAAGAGAUUCCUUUGAAUGUCAGUGCUGGAUUAGAUUAUUGUUUGUGCUGAUUUAUCAAGUCUGCACUCAGGCGCAAAACUUCGACUGAAUCUGCAGUUCAAUCCUUAACUCGGCACGGCUUUCCUCACUCCUCAUCCAGCUGUAUGUUGUGUAUUGUACUGCGACACUGUACACGCCCCUAGUUUUUGAAUGCAACUAUACAGCUCUACGAACUAGCACAGAUCUUACUGUAUCUUAUCCAUGACAAUGAAGAUAUGUUUUUUUUCAAAACUUUCUCAGAUCUGAUCCAAUUCUAUCGAAGCUGCUUUUUAAACAUUAGGAAAGCUGGUUGACUAGAAAGUAGGAAUAUUUUACUUGUUAGCUAAGAUUCAAUAGGGUGUAGGUUUAGAUUACGGGAUCCGGUUCCGGUUUGGAAAAUACCAAGAUUUGCUGAGCUUCAACACUGACUAAACUCGCUUCAGUGUGCUGGUAAAUAUAGUGUAUCAGCUGUAGCUAGCUGAAAGCUACAUUUAAGGAAUUCUACUAGGGAUUUGAAAGUAAUCAUAUUCUGCAAGCUAAUUCAACCUCAUUAAAACCCAACCGUAGCAUAUCAGCAUUAGCACAAGUCGUCAUACUUGUGGUUCACUUUCAUACCACUGUCAGCAGAGUUAGCAGCCAGGCUUAUUGGAUAUGGAGAUUUUAUUGUUCACCUGCACACACCUCCAAAAGCUUCACCAACAACAGGGCUGAAGAAUCCAAACUGAGCAAGCUCAGAUCGUUUUAGAAACACUGUUCUAUUGGACCACUGCCUUUUAUUUCUAGCUCCAUCGGCCUCUGAGGGCUUCGGUAGUUUUAAUUUUGGUAUCUGGACCAACUUGCUGUGUUUUUGGCCUCUGAUCCUGUAAAGUCAUCAAACUUCACUUUGUGUGUGUGUGUGUGUGUGUGUGUGUGU